This is a messenger RNA of Prorocentrum cordatum, 1098 nucleotides long. The record is from the annotation of a GenBank genome assembly. Lineage: Eukaryota; Dinophyceae; Prorocentrales; Prorocentraceae.
AUGGCAGCGAUGUUGCCGUUCGUCGAGCCCCGCUUCCAGCGCCUGGGAAACACGUUCGUCAACGACCCCUUCGACGUGGAAGAGGAUCGAGCCGCCGCCCCAGAGCGGGCGCAGGGCGCACAGCUUCAGCCACCGCUCGGCCGCCCACGACGCCCUCCAGAGCGCCGGCGCUCCGCCGAGCCAGCGGGCGCAGGCCGCGCCGCCGCCGGAGGGCCCGCGCGACUCGCCGAGGCCGGGGCGGCCCCGCCCGUGCAGCCUCGACGACCUGGGCCUGCCCGCCCCGCCCGCGCAGCAGACGGGUCGGGAGCCGCUGGGGCGAUCUGUCGCCGGAGGGUGACCGCGGUGCGCCAGAGACCCCGCCGCGCGAGGCGCGGCGCUGCGGGAAGGACCGCGGCCUGUACGAUUCGGGCGUGCCGCAGACGCCGGCCGAGGGCUGCGCCGGUGCCGCCCACGGCCAACCACGGAAGGACCGACCGCAGCUUGUAUGACUCGGCCGUGCCGCAGACGCGGGCCGAGGGCGGCGCUGGUGCUGCCCACGGCAAGCCACGGAAGGACCGCAGCCUGUAUGGCUCGGGCGUGCCGCAGACGCCGGCCGAGGACGGCGCUGGGGCCACCCCCGGUAAGCCCCGGGCGACACGCGGCGGGAAGUCGCGCAGCCUGAACGAUUGGAACCACUCGCCGGCGCCCUCCGCCCCUGGAUCGCCCGCCGUGCAGAAGUCUCCGGCGAAGACGAUGGCCGACCUGCUGCGAACUGGCAGCACUGCCAUGAUGAAGGCGGCCACUCUCGCGCACAAGAUGAACAUGGGCGGCGACGCGGCGAAGGGGUGGGGCUCCACGUGCUCGCCCGCGGAGUCGCCCACGGCCUCGUGGAGCUUGGGCGCAUACAUCGAGCGCACCCCCACUGCCUGCGCGCCCGUGAAUGCGCCGGCCGCCCCAUCACCUCUCGCAGCUGCGGCACGGUCGCCGGCGGCCUCGUGGAGCGUGGGUGACUUCAGGCCACGCUCCACCUCGUGGAGCGUGGGCGCGGGGUCGCCCGAAUGCUCGCACCCGUUCCUGCCGAUGCUCCUGGGAUCGCCCUUGGGCGCAGUACCGCGUUGA